UUAGAUUUAUGAAAUUUAAGGCUUUGAGACUUGAGAGACACCAAAACCCUAACGAGGCCGUCUGGAAGCUAGCUCCGCCACCAAAUCAAUGGAGGAAGAAGCGAGAGAAGUGGCGGUGAUCGAUAAAGAUCUGAAGAAGAAGAUAAAGGACACGGUGAAUAAGAUAUUGAAACGAUCGAGUUUGUAUCAGAUAACAGAGGUCAAGGCGCGAGAAGAAGCUUCCUCUGAGCUGGAUCUCGAUCUUUCCAAAGAUCCGUACAAACUCAUCGUGAGAGAGGCAGUGGAGAGGUUCGUCGAGAAGGCGGUGAUGACGAUCGAGAGUGAGAUGGGAAAGCACCAUGCUCAGAUUGUGCAAGACGUUGAAGGAGGAAGCGAGAAAUCGACUAAGAAGAAGAAGAAGAAGAACAAAACGAAGAAGGAAGUGUCGGCUGCUUAGAUUCCGACACUUUCAUUUCAUCUAUGCUGCUGUGGUUUUAGCGUUUUAAUUUGUGUCUUUGUUUGAUUCCAACGAUGAAGGCUGUUCAUUGUUGUAACUCAAGUCGAGCUUUUUAAAAAGCUUAUUAAUUAGUAUAUUAUUAUUCAUCUA
This is a messenger RNA of Brassica oleracea var. oleracea, 586 nucleotides long. RefSeq names its product mediator-associated protein 3. The transcript has a single exon. Lineage: Eukaryota; Viridiplantae; Streptophyta; Magnoliopsida; Brassicales; Brassicaceae. The coding region runs from base 89 to 436 and encodes 115 amino acids. The record is from RefSeq and is a predicted model, not a curated record.